AUGUUGGCCAGCUCGGCGACGCCCUUCUCCGUCAAGGACAUCCUCAACCUGAGCGACAGCGGCGUCGAUGAGCUCGACCCGCAGGCACUGCUGUACCAGGCGCAGAGCCUCGAGAAGGCCUUUUUCGAGGAGGCCUGUCACGAAGGACUGCUUGACGCGGACGCACUGCUGCUGCCGGCAGCUGCCGACUCGGCGGCGGCAUCGACAGCUGGCGGUGGCCAGUGCGCACCGCAUCUCUGCCUGCCCUACCACGCAGCCUGUUUCGAAGGAGGUCCCGGGUUCGACCCCGGCUACGCGCAGCACGACGAGGCGCCGACGUCCCACCUGGCGCAGCACUGCGGGAGCGUCCGCACCGAUAUGCUCUGCCAGCAAUUACCGAGUGACGCAAAAUCCAAUGUCAUCCGGGAGAACAGUGGCCGGCCACGCAAGAGAAAGAAGCCGCGGGUGCUCUUCUCGCAGUCGCAGGUGUACGAGCUGGAGAGGCGCUUUAAGCAGCAAAAGUACCUAUCGGCACCGGAAAGGGACCACUUGGCGAAUGCCCUGAAGCUUACGUCAACUCAGGUGAAGAUCUGGUUCCAGAACCGGCGCUACAAGUGUAAACGGCAGAAGCAGGACAAGUCCCUGGAGAUGGUCGCGGCAGCCACCGUGCGCCGCGUCGCUGUGCCCGUGCUGGUGCACGAUGGCAAGCCGGCUGCGGUGCCGUUCACUCCGUCCGCCUAUCCUAUGCACCCGUAUUUUGGCGGCACCGCGACCCUGGGCCCGCCACCGCCGCAGCCGCCCACCCAGCCAACAGAAGCCCUUUUGUACCCAGCCAUGGUGGGCCACAAGCCUCCCUCGGCCACAGCCAUUAAGUCUUGGUGAACGCCCGAAAACGGCGCACAUCGUGUGGGUUUCGCGCUGCAGGGACUGCUGCAGUGUACAUUAUUGUGGCACCAUUCAGAAUCUUCGAAAGGAAAGCUUCGCAGCUUUCUAGUGCAAGCGACAACCUGUAUACCUAUAGGGACGAGGCUGAGGAAGAGAUAGCGUCCCAGUGGCAAGAGCAGCCAUCUUGUAUUGUUCAGUAUUUAAAUAUCGAUGGCCAUACAGACAGAGCAUAACCACAGGCUUCGUAUCAAAUUUUUACGCAACCAUAAUGGUACUGGGGAAGUCAAAGUGAAUGAGCUAUCGACAAACAGAGGCUGCUGGUGAUAAUUUCUGUGUAAAAAAGAUUAUAAGCCUUUGAAAACUCAAAACAAAUUGUAGCAGUAGGCACAAUACAUAAAAAAAGAGUAAACAUCCAACUAGGUCGCAUUUGCAUAAUCGAAAUCAGGCAUAUAUUUGACGAAUGGAAAGGUACCCACCUUCGAUUCACGUAAGUUACUGCUUUAGCGUGCCACGCCACUGCCGCAACAAGAGUGCCUUAUAAUCUUAAAGACAGUGUAUAGCUGUUGGCGAGGAGAACGCAAUGCAUUUGUUUAUGAUAGCAACGUUGAAGGCGAAUUCUGAGCCAGUAUCUGCGCACCGCUAGUAUAAGAGUCAAAUAUUAUUUUGAAAUGUUCCUCAUUCAGAGACUCAUCACGUUGUUUUAAAUACCUCUCAAACAUUUUUAAUUUAGGAGACCGAAUCUCAAAACUUCUUCAACAAUUCUAGCAGAAAUGGGCGAUGUAGUUGCGGCGAUAUCCUUUCAUGACAUCGCCAAUGUCUGAAAUGGCAUUAAAUAUGUUGAAUACAAGUUUUAUUAUGAGCUGGUCACACCAUCUGUUUACAUGAAGCCCAGUUCGCACGAUAAAUAUGCUGUUUAAGUGAUAUGACGGCCAGUCGGUGGUCGCUUCAGGAAAAACACUGUAUGCAUCUACAUUCUUGUGUAUAAGCUUUCAGUAACACAACUAGUCGGACAACCUAUAAUACUGUACUUGCAUACUCCAGGAGUAGAAAUGUAAGCUUGCUUCAUAUAUGAUAGGCUCAAUUACAGCCUUUAUCUGUACUCUUCCCACAGAUAAUGUGGUAAACACAACCCAGAUGUUGCGUAUAGCGUAUGUACGACUAUAAAUAUCUGUUUUGCUUCCA
Molecule: messenger RNA, 2046 nt
Organism: Rhipicephalus microplus (southern cattle tick)
Lineage: Eukaryota; Metazoa; Arthropoda; Arachnida; Ixodida; Ixodidae
Product: homeobox protein Nkx-2.5
Biological process (GO): regulation of transcription by RNA polymerase II; cell differentiation
Cellular component (GO): nucleus
Molecular function (GO): DNA-binding transcription factor activity, RNA polymerase II-specific; RNA polymerase II cis-regulatory region sequence-specific DNA binding
Source: RefSeq, a predicted model, not a curated record